Messenger RNA from Tuber melanosporum (Perigord truffle), 774 nucleotides. RefSeq lists its product as uncharacterized. The transcript has 4 exons. NCBI's taxonomy places the organism in Eukaryota, Fungi, Ascomycota, Pezizomycetes, Pezizales, Tuberaceae. Bases 1 to 339 code for a protein of 112 amino acids. The record is from RefSeq and is a predicted model, not a curated record.
AUGGCUGCACAGAAGACUGCGAACAACGUGAAUGAUGUUUUAGCCACAUUGGAGAAUGUCAUUCGCGCCGACACGGAGGCUACGGUUGGAGACCUGGACCUGCUGAAUAGGGUCAACCUUCAUGCCACCGAGCGGUACAAAGCUAUUGCGGAUGCAGCGGUGGGGCUGGAAACUGAUAGCGAAUACCUUGGGCAAAAAUAUGCUGAGAUAGAGAAGUACAAACAGCAGGUGGAUAACCUGGAUGAGCGUGUUGGCGACUUGGAAGCCAUAGUUAAGGAGUUGGAGGAAUGGACCGGGGAGCUGGAGAUCAAGGUGCGAAGGCUUUCGCGACGUAAUUAGCUCUGCGCAGACUUUUCGGAAUAUUUUUUCUUUCUUUUCCUCCUCUUUCCUCAAGAGAAGUGGAGCAACACACCUGCAGUAACACGGGUUCAAGCUACUAAUUCAGGUUCGGCGGUAUGAUUAUUAUUGGGACACCGUAGAAAAGCAUUUCGACAAAGUAUCGUCGGUCUGUCGUGGCGGGGGUUCCUUCCACCUAUGACAGCAAGGCAAACUUCUCUGUAAAUCACACGGCCAGAUCUUGCAUAAGGCUGUAGAAGAUAAUAUUAUGUACCGCAGCAAGAAUGCGGGAUUGCGCACGGUCAGGGUAUGGGUCAAAGAUGUCCGUUCUGGGGAAGUUCCCAGUACCGGUAUGAUAAUAUUAUGAUACCUCAUCUUUGUACGGUGCUCUCUCUCUCAGCGAGUUGAAGCUGCAGUAAUUUAACUUGUAUCAUACGG